UGUCCUUCGCUAGCUGGUGGUUCCUGCAGCAAACAUCACUGCCUUUUCACCUCUCUAAAUCACAAAACUGUGCAAACACCGCGGUAGUUUCAGAUCGACAAAGGUGUGCACAUACACACCUUUGAUUAUAAACAAUCAAGCCGCGCUUAGUCUUAUGCAAACAGCGUCUGAGGGCAACUCAACGACCCACAUCUCUGGGCGCAAGUCGCUGCUUGCUAACUUAGCGUCGUCGUAGCGUGUCAAUGUCAACAGGUUGCUGCAGUGCUUGUUACUGCGGUUGCUUUGAUCGUGUGGCUUUCCGUGAUCGGUAACGGUGCCGUUAAAUAUCAGUCUUCCGUUAAACAAUGUAGUAUUGAUUCAUAAACUCCCAGAUCGCGUAACUCGGGGAAGUCUAAUCAACGGACAGGCUGUCAGGCUGCACAGAGCUACAACAUGAGACAGGAACUUGUUGGCAGCACAUGAAAAAUAACCAUAAACUGGAAGGACACAAAAUGGUGGAUGUUUUCUCAUUUACACCCCCAUUCUCAUGACACCAACAGGAAGAUAUGGGCAUCCUAAGACUGGUAGCCAGAAUCAUGGGUAGGAUCAGUACAUUCAGGUCCUAUCAGUUUGUGCUUCUCUUGGCUGCUGCGCUUGCUGUUGUAGCUUUUUACUACUUCGGCUCUGAGAAGCAGAACUUCUCCAGCACCACCAAGAGGAUCAAGCAGACCCAGGCCAGCCACAACACCAACAGAAACGAUGCAGACCUGACUGUGGACACCAGGGUCUCACAUACAGAUGGAUCUGAGGAGCAAGGAGGGGGAGAGAGCGGAGGUUUCAGGUCAAAGAAGGGGGACAGUGACGCUGCCAACCAACGCUACCACGCACUCAUGAUGUUCACCAAGGUGGACAAGAGCCGGAGCCUGCAGGACAAGUUCAGGGUGGCCAUGUUGUCCAUGGUGAAGCAUGGACGCUUUCUGGAAGGAGAGGUGUUGGUGCUUCAUUUUGUGAGUGACCAGGCCAGCCAAGAACUGGGAGAGAGGAUGCUGCAGGAGUUUCUCUUCGACGCAACAUUUAAGUAUGAGGUGUUGUUUCAUGACGUGGUGACUCUCACGCAUAAGCUCUUCCCCAUUGUGGAGGCCAUGCAGAAGCACUUCAGUGCUGGCUCUGGAGCUUACUACAGUGAUGCCAUCUUCUUCCUGUCCGUAGCCAUGCAUCACAUCAUGCCUGAAAGCCUGACCCGCAUAGUGCAGCUUGACCUGGAUCUGAAAUACAGGACCAACAUCAGGGACCUCUUCCAAGAAUUUGGCCGGUUUCCUCCAGGGGCGGUAAUAGGCAUCACCAGAGAGAUGCAGCCAGUCUACAGACACACCUUUUGGCAGUAUCGUAAGGAGAACCCUCAGACCAGAGUAGGUGAACCUCCUCCUGACGGUCUCCCAGGUUUCAACAGUGGCGUAAUGUUAUUGGACCUGGGAGCAAUGAGGGCCUCAGCUCUCUACAACCAACUGUUGGAGCCCGGAAACGUGGCCAAACUGGCCGACCAGUAUCGCUUCAGGGGCCACCUCGGUGACCAGGACUUCUUCACCAUGAUCGGCAUGGAGCAUCCUGAACUGUUUUAUCCACUGGCCUGUGGCUGGAACAGACAGCUGUGUACCUGGUGGAGGGACCACGGAUACGGAGACGUGUUUCAGCUGUAUUAUCGCUGUGAUGGACCUGUUUAUAUCUUCCAUGGGAACUGUAACUCCCCUAUACCAGAUGACUGACAUACAUGCUGCACUGAGGCUGGAACUGAGAAGGACUCUUCGACAUCUACAGUAUAGUUUAAGGAAAUCAUUUUUCCGGGCCGUUGGGAUUUUAUAGCAGUUUUUGUUUCUUGACCUUGCAGCUGUCAUCUCAGACUCUGCCCCAUGCUGGUCAAGGGGCUACUGAAGGGCCCUACCACAUUUGCUAAAAGUACAGUGUUCAUCAGUGUCAUUUUAGAACAGUAGUUCUCAAAUGUUUUCUCAAAUGUUUCCCUUCAGAAGCCAAAAGAAGCUCACCCCCCCAACCCACAAUUUUUAUCAGUCAUUAACAAUGAGAGGGGGAGCAACUAAUAAAAAGGAUCCGAGUUGAGUUUUAUCGAAAUAAAGGUCAGCACGAUAGCAUCAGCAAACUUUUGUUUGCUUCUUGUUUACUUUCCCUACAUAAAUCAAACUUAGUCUCACUUCAUAUUUUUCCCCUGGUCAUUUACAAGUAACAGAUCCAUUCAUUUGAAUGCCUAUCAGCUACCUAAACACUGCAAAACAAUUUCACAACAUUAUCCGGAAGAACUUUACUGCCCUUGAAAACUGUCAUUAUGGCAGACAUUUCUGUUGUUGUCACAAAAUUAUGGCAUAACUAAGUAUUCUACCAGGAACAUGUUCUCGAAUGUCUCUGAUUGGCCAGUGCUGCACCUUGCUGGGUGGUUGCAUUACAUUAUGCCAAAAGUUCUAUUUUCUUGCCAGUGCUCUCUGCAUUGUCACCACUGCUGUCUGUGUUGCCCUCGUUCGAAUGAAGGGGGGGUUAAUUAAUUUGUCUGUUUGAAUGUAGCCUAAUGCAUCAUACAGUCGAUGUCAAUGUCAAGUCAUUUUUCUUUUCAUUUUAAGAUAUGUUAAUUGAUUUCAAUAAAUUGAGGUAUUUCUGUUGAGAAGAGUCUAAAAGACUGCUAUCCAUUACAGUGGUGUAAGAUACUGUACUGAUAAUUCACAAGGAAUUCAUGUUGCCAAUUGAGCUGCACAGACCAGAUCAACAAAAAAAUAACCAGAAACUAUUCUGAUUAUCAAAUAAGUGUGUGUGUGUGUGUGUGUGUGUGUGUGAGAGAGAGAGAGAGAGAGAGAGAGAUAUACUGAGUACCUUUGGGUUUUGGACUAUUGAUUGGAUAUAACAAGACAUUUAAGGAUGUUACCUUGGGCUCCUGGAAAUUAUACCAGCAUUUUUUGCUCUUUUUGAUUAAUCAGUAAAUCAAGAAAAUAAUCAAAAGACUAAUCGAUAGUGAAAAUAAUUAGCUGUCACCCUAAUUGCUGGAUCUGCACUAAAUAUAGUCAUAGUCUAAAUAUAGUGCUUUGUAUUUACAGUUUAGCUGAGGCCAAACACAGACACAACAUUAGCCAAACAAACACGUUUUAGGGGAAGUGUUGUGGCCAGGAGCAUGACUGCAGACACUGCCCCACUUUUGAGUUUUCUUGCUGUGCUCACUGAAUAAACACCCAGAUUCAAAGAAAUGUCAGCACUCAAUAUUCAUCAGUCUGGAAACUGUCUGAGGUGGUGCACACUUGAGCACACACACACACACACACACACACACACACACACACACACACACACACACACACAGAGUGAAGCAGCUGAAUACCCUGCGCCAUCAGUUAAAGAAAGGCUACUGAAGACACUUGAGAAUAAGCAUUGUUCCAAAUCAAUAAGUUUCCCUUGAAUGCACCCUGAAGCUGACCAGUAUUUUUUCUGCCUCUUUCAGAACCACUCUUUAGUCUCUGUAGCCCAAAAACAAAUCGCUAGCAACAAAAGGAAACGUAGAAUCAGAGUGAAUACUGAAAAAUAACUUCUAAAUUCUCGACUGUACUUUACAACUUCAAAACAGAUGCUUCAUCACUGAGGGUUUUGUUGACUAGGUGAUGGUUGCAUUUAUUUUACUGGCUUUAAUAUAAACUGUUCUUUGUUUUACCAGUGGUUUUGAAUAUUUUGGCUCAUUAACUAUAAAUUUAUUGAGUAGUCUUUGAUUAAUUUCUUCCUCUGCAGGCAGCAAUAGGUUUCCAUGUCUUUUCCUAUGAGAACUGCAGAGGGUAAAAGACGAGACGAGUAAUCCAUCACGGUUACCAAGCCUUUAUUCUUAUUUUUUCAGUACAUAAAGUAAUUAUGCUUCAUUGCAGUAAGAAGUCAGGAAAACAAAUUCUUCAUAGUGGUGCAUUCAAGGACACUCCAGUAUUCCAGGAAAUAAAGUCAUCUGCGUAAAAAAAAUUUGAAUAAAUUAACUAUGUUUUGGAAAAGUCUGACCUAGAAGGAAAGCAGGGUGCAGAUAAAAAUAUUGUGAGUAAGACUGAGUUUGUUGCAUCAUGUAUUAAAAAGCAGAUUUUCAAAUCUCCCACUGUCAGAGCUUGUUUCUACGCAACAACACUGAGUUUAAAAAACAGUCUCUGGUCAAAAUUGCAUCACUAAUUUGAUGAAUACAUGCAAAACAAUAAGUGCAAUAAGUUGUUCAAUAGAUAGAUUACCGUGAUAGAUUAUUGCCAACCAGUAAUCAGAUUAUUAGUGUUCUGUAGCUAUUCAUAUCGUCUUUUAAAAUGUGUCUUUUGUCAGCUGUUUUUCCUUGUGUACUCUGUGCAUCCAUUACAUGAUUUAUGUGUUAUUCUUGCCAAUUUUUAUUACACAAACUCUCCUGUGUAUAACAUCGGUUAAUGAAAAUAGGUUGAGAAUUAAGAUGGAGGGGGACAUGAAUGGUCUGGUGUAACCUCAUAAAUGUUAGAGGUAGUAAACCCUGUAUUUACAAUAUUAAUCCAUGUUCACACCAACAGCAAACACAUUUUGUGCCAGUGUGAAAGCGAUAAAUGGCUGUUCUGCAUCAGUAAGUUGGAUGUGCAAUGCUAUUUUAAAGGGCUUAAUAAAUGUUUGCACAUAAGUGUUUAAGUAAAUGUUCCAUCUCUCACUUGGAAAACCCUCAACAGAUUAGAAAGCUGCUGCGUUCAGUGUUAAACACUCAAGGUGACGUGUUUCUUUCUUGGCAAAAGCAAAUAUGAAAGUAGCUUUUCAUUCCCUUUUCAUAGACGAUGAGCUUCCCGUGACAGAAAAAGAGUAACUUUCUUAUUUUGUUACUUUUGUGUGUGCAGCUUUU
Molecule: messenger RNA, 4840 nt
Organism: Toxotes jaculatrix (banded archerfish)
Lineage: Eukaryota; Metazoa; Chordata; Actinopteri; Toxotidae
Gene: xxylt1
Product: xyloside xylosyltransferase 1
Exons: 5
Coding region: 546-1742 (398 amino acids)
Molecular function (GO): UDP-xylosyltransferase activity
Source: RefSeq, a predicted model, not a curated record